AUGAAUGUUUUGGGAAAACUGGACUAUAAUCACUUUGAAAAUCAGCAAACAUUAAAAGAUCAAUUUAGUAUUGACUCUAUUAAGUGGCUUCCCAAAUCUCCUAAACUGUGCAGUGGCCAUAACUGGAGUUCCCAGGGCUCUCGCUGGGCCUCCUUGAAAGGAAAGGAAAGUUUUCAUGGUGAUAACCUGUACAAAUUCAGCUCUGCUAAUGAAAAAUGGAGAAAAGGAAGGAUCAGUCCUGAGCAAGAAGCGGAGGAACUGGAGGAUCCUGAUGAUGAACCUAUUUCCAAGUUUUCUGGCAGCCUUUUUGAUACCGAUGAUAGCAUGAGAGAUCAAGUAAAUACCAGAACAGCUCUUCAAGAAAAGCGCAAGUCAGCGAUGAAAGGGAAGACUCUUCCAGGGACUAACACUAAGGUGCAGCUACCCAUCUUGGCAGCGGGCAGCUUCCCUGGGGAGAGUGGCCGAAUCCCAGAGGAAUCGAAGAGGGUGGAUGUACUGCAGCCCCCACUGAAGAUAACCAUUACUGUGUGCAGUCAAAUGGGGAGUCUUGGUAUUAGCAUUGCUGGUGGAAAGGGCUCAUCUCCAUGUAAAGACAAUGAUGAGGGGAUUGUGACUGCAUGGCUGCCGAAAGGUGGUGCAGCAGACUUGGCUGGGGUACAAGCAGGAGACAGAGUGGCAGAGGUAUCCCUCAUUUCAGAAGCCGAUGCCCUUCAUGCUGGUUCUACUGAAGCUUCUUCCAAGGGCGGCCCUUUCCCAACAGUAAACCACGUCAUAACCAUACCUCGGAUAAUCCUCACGCGCCCUUCCACCUCCGAUGAAGAUACUGACCAGUUGCCUCCAGACCCGGAUGACUUUGAGCCCGAGGAACCUGACAGCGCAGAAGGCCACGCCUAUUCGGACUGUCUGAACAGUGCUUUUUACCCUCCCUAAUAAAAUACUUUUCUGGAAAGAGAUCACCGGUGGUUUUCUUUCCCAUUGUUCGAUUAUGUUUAAUGUAGUAUUUGAACCGCUAUGCCUUAUUUGUAGGGAAAACUAUUACAUGGAGGAUGGAUUUGAGUGGGGGAGCAGAACCUGUGUUUGUGUUUCUUUGCCUUGAACUUUCCUUCGGACAGAAAUUGUGCACUUGAAACAAAAUGUGGUGGGUGAGCUUAUGUGAAUGCCACCGCACAUUUCCAUAGCCACUUGUAAGGGUGUCCCACAGCACCUAAAUGCAAUGGUGAAAAGGGCAGGUGUUUUUUAUUCGGAUGGUACUUUAUCCAUUUGGAAACACACUGAAAACAAUUGUAUAGCUAGUUGGAGUUGUUUUCUAAACCUUGUGUCCAUGUUUUUUCUGUAUAGCUCACCCUUUUGUCUACACCAGAUUCCUUUGAAUUGUCCCUUUUAAUGUUGUUUUCUAUGAGAAUAAAAAUUCCUUUCUGUCUUUUAAA
Messenger RNA from Tyto alba (common barn owl), 1427 nucleotides. RefSeq names its product protein scribble homolog. Gene Ontology annotation, molecular function: protein binding. Bases 1 to 930 code for a protein of 309 amino acids. The transcript has 7 exons. NCBI's taxonomy places the organism in Eukaryota, Metazoa, Chordata, Aves, Strigiformes, Tytonidae. The record is from RefSeq and is a predicted model, not a curated record.